Messenger RNA from Dentiscutata erythropus, 442 nucleotides. The record is from the annotation of a GenBank genome assembly. Lineage: Eukaryota; Fungi; Glomeromycota; Glomeromycetes; Diversisporales; Gigasporaceae.
CCAACAAAGAAAACUAAGACUACUGCUAUUGAUAUGUCUUUAACUAAUGAGUCCCAACCAACUCUUGAAUUUAUGAUAUUAUCACCAGAGAUCAACAAAACAAACAUAGGAAAUGACAAUAUAAAUUCUCAUAGUAUUUUGCAAACCCACAUGAAAAUCAACAACAACACUACUCUUUUGAAAACAAAACAAAUAGCAAAUCUCCAGAGACUAAUCCUGCAAUUAAAUAAGGCCUCAGAUAAUAAUAUCCAAUCAAAAGACAAGGAUAUUGAUUUAAAAUCUAAUGUAAUCAUUGAAUCUCAACCUAAAAUUUCAUAUAGCAAAGCAGUCAAGAAAAAUAUAUUUGCAUCUAUCAAGAAGAAAAAUAAAACAUCUAUCGUCUGGGCAAACACAGUUACUAAUAAACUAGCUAAAAUAUAUCAGAUGGAUUUCAACAGCCAAA